Messenger RNA from Cylicocyclus nassatus, 1165 nucleotides. The record is from the annotation of a GenBank genome assembly. NCBI's taxonomy places the organism in Eukaryota, Metazoa, Nematoda, Chromadorea, Rhabditida, Strongylidae.
AUGGAGACACGUACUCAUGAAAAGGAGAUGUCCGCAAUGCUAGAGGAUGCGCACGAUUUGGCUUUGGAUGCAGAAGAAGAGGAAGAAAAGGGUAACAUCGUCCUGAAAAGUGGAAAGAAGCAAAGAUACGAGAUUGUGAAGCCCAUUGUUGCUGGAAACAACAGCACCGUUUAUCUAGUCAACCAUCUUCUGAAAGAUGGGUCGAUCGUAAAGAUGGCGAUGAAAGCCGAAAAUCAAGGGAUCAAAUCGGAAAGCACAGGAUUUGCUCUUGCGAAUGAGAUACGAUUUCUAGUAGAAUACCAAAAAAGGUGGAGAGAUCAGGUACAUGGAUGUGAGCACUUGCUUCCCAUCUGCGAUUAUGGACAUUCAAAGAGAUACAAAUUUUUGAUUAUGCCUUUACUUGGACCGAAUCUUGACCAACUGCGAGAAGAAAUGAAGAAGGAAUUUUCGCCGACCACAGCUGCCCGACUGUCCAUCCAAGCACUGGAAGCUGUGUCGAUGCUGCAUCAGAUUAAAAUUUUGCACACACGCAUAGAGCCUUCACAUUUCUGUAUAGGUACAGAACAUCAACGGAAUGUUUUGUUUUUGAUUGGAUUAGGGCACAUCGUCACUUCCAGCAAAACACCCACUUGGAACCGCAAACCUCAGUAUUCACCAAGAGCAAUUGCCAAUAAAAAUUUGUACAACAUGGAGUUGGAGUGCUGGUUUUUUACGCUUUUGGAUUUGUUUGGGAGGAAUGAAUUACCGUGGAAUAAAUUCAAAAACAUGUCGAAAGAGACGAUUGAAGAGCGAAAGUUGCUUAUGUUCAACUCUGUAGUAGCAGGUCCAGGAAAUCUGCACAGCCGCGGAAGUGGUCUCAAUGUUUUCCCAAUCGAAGUGCGUACAAUUUGUGCUAUCAUGAACAAGCAGAAUUACAAGGUAUCCGACUUGAGACUGCAGCUCAUAAAAUUACUUAACAGAGCUAACGUUGGCAUAAAUGUUCCAUUCGAAUGGGAAGAAACGCCGGAAUAUCUAGCUUGCAAGGAUAUCAAAUUCGACAUGAAGCAAUAUAAAUUGAAUGUAGAAGCGAUAAGAGAAUGCACAAAAAGAUUACUCAAAGAUUACAAGCCACCUCCGAAGGACGAAUCGGGGAGUCAAACCUAGAACAUAAUUUAAAAAUCCAGAC